Drosophila takahashii is the source of this 1191-nucleotide messenger RNA. NCBI's taxonomy places the organism in Eukaryota, Metazoa, Arthropoda, Insecta, Diptera, Drosophilidae. The record is from RefSeq and is a predicted model, not a curated record.
AUGCAGAAGAAAUCAAAGGAAGGAGCAGUCCAAUAUGAGAAGAGUGAUAAGGUGGAACCUUCCCCAGCUGAUAUAAAAACUCGGAUUGUAGAAAAAUUUGCUGUGUUUUUAUCCUGGUUUCUUGUAGUGAUAUUUUUUCCUUUCUCGCUAUGCUGCUGCGUAAAAGUGGUUGUGGAGUACCAGAGAAUUGUAAUUUUCCGCUUGGGUCAUGUCAGAUGCUCCGCAGGUCCGGGUCUCGUCUUCAUUCUUCCCUGUAUCGAUUCGUUCAAAACGGUGAAUAUUUUUACAGAUGUGAUAGAUGUCGGUGACCAGGAUAUGCUUACCAAGGACUCGGUGUCAAUAACAGUGAACGCAGCAGUGUUUCACUACGUAUUCAAUCCGAUAGACUGGUUCAUCAAGGUGGACGGUGGCAAUGAUGCUGUGAAAACUAUUUCCCAGGUCACUCUGCGCAACAUUGUGGGAUCGAAGAAUCUGCACGAAAUAUUGGCCUCCAGGCAGCAACUAUCCCGGGAAAUCCAGGCGGCCUUGGCCGAUUUCACCAGUCGUUGGGGAGUGUAUGUGGAGAGAGUGGAUCUGAUGAACAUCGAAUUGCCAUCCAGCUUGGAAAGAUCCCUGGCCAGCGAGGCAGAAGCUAUUAGAGAAGCUCGUGCCAAAAUUAUUCUUGCAGAAGGCGAGCUUAAGGCCUCGAAGGCUCUGAAGGAGGCUUCCGAUGUCAUGUGCGGAAACAAGAUAACACUUCAGCUGAGGCACCUGCAGAUCCUGUCAUCGAUCGCGACGGAGCGACGUGUCCGGAUCAUUUACCCCAUUCCUCUGGAGAUUAUGGCGCCUUUUAUGAGUGACAAGGAAAAUCAGAAAGAUGGCGGCGAUGAUGGCGAUGAUAAUAGCAAGAAGACGAGAAAAGAAGAUGGACGAGGUAGUGGUGCUGGAGGUAGCAAGGACAUUCAAAAGGAAGGUAGUGCUUAUGGUGGUGGCGGAGUCCUGUCGAAUUUUAUAUUUAGUGGUAAGGAAGAGACGACGCAAAACACUAAAGAAGAUGCCAAGCCAAAGGACACUAAUGAACCUGGUGAAACGAAAGGUCCAAAUAAUGCUGCAGUAAUAAAUAUAGCUAUAGGAGAAAGUCGGAAUACAAGGAAAGGUGAAAAAAGUCAGAGACCUACGUAUGUCGCUUAUGAAAUUAUGAAAAACUUGUAA